Rana temporaria (common frog) is the source of this 3600-nucleotide messenger RNA. It is a transcript of the gene PEX5L, whose product is annotated as peroxisomal biogenesis factor 5 like. Gene Ontology annotation, biological process: protein import into peroxisome matrix, docking. Lineage: Eukaryota; Metazoa; Chordata; Amphibia; Anura; Ranidae. The transcript is spliced from 14 exons. The record is from RefSeq and is a predicted model, not a curated record. Gene Ontology annotation, molecular function: protein binding. Gene Ontology annotation, cellular component: cytosol; peroxisomal membrane. The coding region runs from base 122 to 1885 and encodes 587 amino acids.
GUGUCAUGGCUUCUUUCAGGUAGUAGGUGUGACCUUGAAGAAAAAGUGGUUCAGUCUUCCAAAAAGUGACUUGACCCCAAUUUUGGGGAAAAGCUCUAGGGCGGCAGAUAAGGCUGUUGCCAUGGUGAUGAAGGAGAUACCGAGACAGCCGUCUGCAGAGGAAAAGCCCCUCCUUUCUAUGACAUCACAGCUUGUGAAUGAGCAACAGGAAAGCAGGCCUCUUCUCAGCCCAUCUAUAGAUGACUUUCUGUGUGAAACUAAAUCAGAAGCCAAGGCCAGGCCAGUAACUUCAAAUACAGCAGUGUUAUCACCAGGACUGGAUCUUCUAGAUCUAAGUGAACCAAUUAUCCCAACCCAGAGUAAAGGGAAAAAGUCGGAACCUGCACUGAAAGGGGAAUCUUCCAAAGGACAAUCCAUUAAAAAGAAAGUGGAUGAAACAGACCUCAUCAAAUCUGAAGCUGAGAGAAGCACAAAAACUGUCAGAAUUCCAGAAAAAUCAUCUUUGGAUUUAGCCCACAUUCAGACGCAGCUGGAAAAGUGGGGUGAUGGGUGUUUUCGAGGAGAUAAAAGCAGCGAGUAUCAUCGGGGCUUGGACAGAAAAUCAUCUAAGGAAUCAUCUAAAGAACUCUUAUGGUCAGCAGAUGGUAGAUCACAAGGUGACCCAGUCAGAGAUAGGAGUAAUGUAGCGGAGACCGAGCAAGCAUCUGACUUAGAACUAGUACCUGCGUCAAAAGGACUACUGAAUCGGGAAUCACGUUUAGGGGGAGCAUUUCUGUCCAGAAACCAUUCACUGGAAGAAGAAUUUGAAAGGGCUAAAGCUGCAGUUGAGUCAGACACUGAAUUUUGGGAUAAGAUGCAAGCUGAAUGGGAAGAAAUGGCAAGAAGGAACUGGAUUUCUGACAGUUCAAACUGUUCAAACCAGACUGGAACAUCAUCUAAAGAAACGGGUUAUUAUUUCCACAUGGAUAAUCCAUUUAGGGAAUGUUCUGCUUCCUUUGAAGAAGGUAUGAAGAAGUUGAAAGAAGGGGAUUUGCCUUUGACUAUUUUAUACUUGGAAGCUGCUAUUUUGCAAGACCCAAAUGAUGCAGAGGCUUGGCAGUACCUUGGUAUCACUCAAGCAGAGAAUGAGAAUGAACAGGCUGCUAUUGUCUCUCUACAGAGGUGCUUACAGCUACAACCAAAUAAUUUAAAAGCAAUCAUGGCCUUGGCUGUCAGCUAUACCAACAUAGGGCAUCAGCAAGAUGCAUAUGAAGCUCUGAAAACAUGGAUUAAGCAGAAUCCCAGAUAUAAGUUUCUAGUGAAGAAAUCUGAAUCUCCAGCAUUGACCAGGAGAAUGUCAAAACCAUUUUGUGAAAGUGUUUCCUUGGAAGAGGUAAAGGAUUUGUAUCUAGAGGCAGCACAUCAGAAUGGGGACCUAAUAGACCCAGACUUGCAGACUGGACUCGGAGUUUUGUUUAACCUAAGUGGGGAGUUUGAUAGAGCUGUAGAUGCUUUCAACUCUGCCUUAAUGGUCCGACCUGAUGACUACUCGCUUUGGAACCGCCUGGGUGCAACAUUAGCCAAUGGAGACAAAAGUGAAGAAGCAGUAGAGGCCUAUUCGAAAGCCCUGGAGAUACAGCCAGGAUUUAUUAGGUCCAGAUAUAAUUUAGGAAUAAGCUGCAUUAAUCUUGGAGCACACAGAGAGGCUGUUAGCAACUUCCUUACAGCCCUAAGCCUGCAGAGGAAAAGCAGGACUCAGCUGCAGUCUCUUCAACCAGUCAACUCAGGCAACAUUUGGUCUGCACUCAGAAUAGCUCUUUCUAUGAUGGAGCAGCCAGAACUGUUUCAUGCUGCCAAUGUGGGAGACCUGGAUAUUCUCUUGAGAGCCUUUAAUAUAGAAUCAUGAACGACUGGACCUCAAUGCUCUUUUCUACAAAUCAAGUAUUUGCUGCAGAUGGGCAUGAUAUUCAGUACUUCCAUCAGAUGAUAACUUGGCCUUUUUAUCCCAAAUAUUGCUCAGUUACAUCUGACAUAAAAGCACAAACAGCAAGGAGUUGCAGAUUACAUUAUUUUAUGAACAUUUGAAUAAGAUUAGCUUUCCAAUAAAGACCAUUUUCAGAGAAAUUAUCUUUUAUUAGAUCUCUAUGAGACUGAUCAGACUGCAUAAAGGAGUCCUAGAUACUUUUAUACAGCAAACUAGUCCAAAUUCUGGAUGUAUUUCUUCCAUACUUCAUCAGAUGCCCGUGUUUUGAAGGUGCUGCUCUGUACUUAUGCUUAGUACUAUGACCAUCUGCAGUACAAAGAAGGAAAACUCUUGGCCAGUGCAUGAGGAUCUAUACCAACUAUACAAUGAUUGCUCAUAACUUGUAUGACCUUUAUACAUGUAAGUAGAUGUGGAGUAGUUUUAUUAGCAUCACUUUGCAAUCCCUGCUAUUAUAUAUGUAAGCAGGUACCUUCCAAGGAAUACCAUCUAUAAGAUCCAGCGCACCUCAACAUACAGUAGCAAUCAAGAGUCUGAAGUUGGUUGUCAAAAAUGCCUUUGCUAACUGAUAUAUGGGGUAUUGUCCACAGGUAUAACCAACUGCCAAAAUUCAUUAUAACUUUACAAAUACAAAGAGAAAGUUGCACUGAUUGAGGCUGUACCAAGCCUGUUUGUAACUAUACGUUUGCACUUUAGUCAGUUUUAAUUAUGCAUGACAUUAGUGUCUAAUAGUAAUGAAAGAUUUAAAAAUCUGCCUGAAAUGGCAAAUAGGACCAAAUAUAUUCUAUAGGGAUAUUUUUAUCCACUAAUAUCAUGAAUUAUGUACACUUUUAAAAAUGCUGGUAAAAAUGAAUAUAAAACCAUAUGCAAACUGACAUAAUCGAAACCAGAGAUGAGCAGUUCUGUUCAGUUGUGGAAGAGCUGUAAGGGGUCUAUCAGCUUCCAUGUGGACCCAAGGGUGCUCCAGUAAUAAUACAUAUAUGCUUUCUUUGAGACAAUUCUCCCUUUUUCUUCACGAGUUUGGAUAAUAAUUUAUACUGGUCAGAAAGUUUAAGUAAAUGCCAAUGACACAAACCUAUUUAAGAAUAAUGGGGGUUAAUGAAUGUUUGGAAAUCCCCAGCCAGAAAAAUUUGCCAAUAAAACAGAUAUCAGCUCUAAAAUAAUGUCAAGAACCUGUAGAAUCCCUUCCCUUGAGAAGGUAUAUAUGUAUGCUGCACAGUAGACACUAGGAGACACAGUAUAACUAUUUUAGAGCAUGGAUCAUUGAUAAUAUAUCCUAUAUGCCUAUUUAUUAGACCUUUUCUCCGAAUAUUUAAUCAGUGUGAGUUAGCAUUCAGAUAGAAGCAUGUUAAAUAGCUGGGCAAUUUCAGAAAAACAUUGCAAAAGCAGUAAUUAUGUAUCAAGGGCAGUAAUUCUAUUGCAACCAAUCAGAUUCAAGCCUAUUCUAAUUAUAAAAGGGAAAGAUAAUUUCAAACAGGUUGCUUUGGGUUACUGCACUUUGUACAUUGCUGUUUAUCUUAUGGAAUAAGCCCCUGUGGUUUUCAGCAGUAUAUCUUCCUUUAUGUUAUAGGUUCAGCAUUUAAAACAAAAUCCUGCUAUUGUCAGUGAUGUGUUAGACUAUUCAUUUUUAUUUUUUUAUU